Rubroshorea leprosula is the source of this 3568-nucleotide messenger RNA. The record is from the annotation of a GenBank genome assembly. NCBI's taxonomy places the organism in Eukaryota, Viridiplantae, Streptophyta, Magnoliopsida, Malvales, Dipterocarpaceae.
AGCCACUGCAUAUCUCUCCAAUGCAAAACCCCACCACCAUUUCCCUCCAAUUUUUGGCAAUCAUCUGCAACUUGCACGUCAAUGGGGGUUCCCCAACCUAUUCAGAGUGAUGCUUUGCUCUUUGAUGGUUGCUGUUCCAUGUGCAAAACCAAGUUUAGGAGUUGAGGUUGAGGCCUUAAAGGCCUUCAGGAGUUCUGUCAUUGAUGAUCCAUUAGGAGCACUUGCAGAUUGGAAUGAGGCAAGUCACCACUGCAACUGGACUGGUAUUGCCUGUGAUCCUUCCUCUGGUGGUGUCAUUUCGAUUUCUUUGGUCGAUAAGCAGCUCAGAGGAGUGAUAUCUCCAUUUCUCGGAAACCUUUCCAACCUCCAGGUUCUUGACUUAACUUUGAAUUCAUUCUCAGGGCAGAUUCCUGCUCAACUAGGACAAUGCUCUCAUCUUUCUGUACUAACUCUUUACUAUAACUCUCUUUCGGGUCCCAUUCCGUCUGAAUUAGGAAACCUUAGAAAUCUACAAUCAAUAGACUUUGGUGAUAACUCUUUGAAUGGAACCAUUCUUGAUAGCAUUUGCAACUGCACUUCCUUGUUAUCUCUUGGCCUUGAUUCUAACAAUCUCACAGGCACAAUCCCAAAAGACAUAGGAAACUUGGCUAAUCUUCAGCUUCUUGCAGCAUUUAGAAAUGAUUUGGUAGGUUUAAUACCUGCAUCCAUAGGUAGGUUGGGAGCUUUGCAAGCUUUUGAUCUGAGUCAAAACCAAUUGUCUGGAGUAAUACCUCCACAGAUUGGGAACAUGUCCAGCUUAGAGCAACUUCUUCUUUUCGAGAACUCACUUGUAGGACAGAUCCCAUCUGAACUUCGGCAUUGUAUGAAUCUUUUCCAGUUAGAGCUCUAUAAAAAUCAGUUCACGGGAAGCAUACCCUCCGAGCUGGGAAAUCUGGUUCAUUUGCAGAUGUUAAGAUUAUACAAGAAUAAGUUGAAUUCCACAAUCCCUUUGUCCUUAUUCCAAUUAAAAUCAUUAAGGCAUUUAGGACUCUCAGAGAAUGAGUUAACUGGAACAGUACCUCAAGAGCUUGGAUCUUUGAGAUCCUUAGAAGUUCUAACCCUGCAUUUUAACAAGUUCACUGGUGAGAUUCCUUCAUCAUUGACAGAUUUGACUAACUUGACUUAUCUGUCUUUGAGCUUCAAUUCCCUCACAGGAAUACUUCCACAGGAUAUUGGUAAGCUUUACAAGCUGAAGAACCUGAGCAUAGACGCUAACCUUCUUGAGGGAUCCAUUCCUCCUAGUAUCAUUAAUUGUACCAAUCUUCUAUCAAUUGCAUUAACCAACAACAGGUUAACUGGAAAGAUCCCCUUUGGUUUAGGCCGGUUGCCAAAUCUAACGGUCCUAUCUAUUGAGCAAAAUCAGAUAGCCGGUGAAAUCCCUGAUGAUCUCUUCAACUGCUCAAAUCUUGUUUCCCUACGUUUGAGAUUUAACAAUAUCACUGGAUUGCUAAAACCAGCCAUUGGAAAACUCCAAAAUCUCCGGGUUCUGAGAGUUGCCUUCAAUUCCUUUGUAGGGUCAAUUCCACCAGAGAUUGGCAAUUUAGGCCAACUCAUAAUCGUAUCCCUCUCUGGAAAUAGGUUCACAGGCCUAGUUCCACCAGAAAUAUCAAAGCUUUCUCUCCUUCAAGGACUUGACUUGCAUACCAAUUCUCUAGAGGGUUUAAUCCCUGAGAAAAUUUUUGAGCUGAAGCAGCUGACCUCUCUUGACUUGCACAGCAACAGGUUGAUAGGUCCCAUUCCAAAUAACAUCUCAAAACUGGAGUUUCUUACAUACUUGGACCUCAGUGAUAACCUGCUUAAUGGGUCCAUCCCAAAAGGCAUGGAGUGUCUAUUUCGGCUUAUGUCCUUGGAUCUUUCUCACAACCAUCUCAUAGGACCAAUUCCUGGAUCUGUAAUUGUGGGUAUGAAAACCAUAUCGGUGUAUCUGAACUUUUCAUACAAUUUCUUGGAAGGAAGUAUUCCGCAUGAGCUUGGUAUGCUGGCAAUGGUUCAAGCCAUUGACAUCUCAAACAAUAAUCUGUCAGGUGUCAUUCCUGAGACACUGGAAGGCUGCAGGAAUUUGUUCUUUCUUGAUCUUUCAGGGAACAAACUUUCUGGUCCAAUUCCGGAGGAGGCUUUUACUCAUAUGGAUAUGCUAACCAGCUUGAAUCUUUCACAAAAUAUUUUAGGUGGUGAAAUCCCUGAAAACUUGGCAAAGUUGGACCACCUAAGGUCUCUAGACCUUUCUCAGAACAAAUUGAAUGGCAGCAUCCCUGAGAGCUUUGCCAAUCUUUCUACAUUGAGACGUUUGAAUCUUUCAUUCAAUCAACUUGGAGGCCGAAUUCCAGAGAGUGGAAUAUUUCGAAACAUCAGUUCAUCAAGUUUGGAAGGAAAUCCGGCGCUCUGUGGAACCAAAUUUCUCAUGCCAUGCAGCAGCAAAAAAAGCUCCCACCUACUUUCAAAGAAGAUGUGUGCCAGGAAGAGGAAAACGAAAAAAGUUGAAAAUCCAGGACCAGAGAUCAUGUUGCCAGUGAUGCUGAAAAGGUUUGAUAAAAAGGAAUUAGAAAAUGCUACUUGUUCCUUCGGGGAAGGUAAUAUUAUUGGAGCAAGCAGUUUGAGUACAGUGUACAAGGGUCAACUGGAAGAUGGCCAGCUGAUAGCUGUAAAGAAAUUGAAUUUGAAGCAGUUCUCCAAAGAAUCCGACAAGUGCUUCAACAAAGAAGUAAAAAACUUGAGCCACUUGAGGCACAGAAAUCUGGUGAAGGUUCUCGGCUAUGCCUGGGAGAGUGAGAAACUAAAGGCUGUGGUUCUUCAGUACAUGGAGAAUGGGAGUCUGGAGAACAUUAUACAUGGAUCAGCAGCAGAGCUUUCAAGGUGGACAUUAUCUGGGAGAAUUGAUCUUUGUGUUUCAGUUGCUACCGCGUUGGAUUACUUGCAUUCUGGUUAUGACUUCCCAAUUGUGCACUGCGAUUUGAAGCCUUCAAAUAUACUUCUGGAUGGAGAUUGGGUUGCAAAUGUAAGUGAUUUUGGAACAGCUCGAAUGCUUGGUGCUCAUCUACAGGAUGGAAGCAGCCUUUCCUCAUCAUCGGCUUUUGAAGGCACUAUUGGCUACUUGGCACCAGGUAAACUUUCAAUCAGAAAUCAGAAACCACAUGAAUUACAGGUCACCACCAAAGUCGAUGUGUUCAGCUUUGGCACAAUCAUGAUGGAGUUCCUAACAGGACGAAGGCCAACAGGACUUGCAGAAGAAAAUGGGCUUCCAAUCAGUUUGCGUCAGCUAGUCGAGAAAGCUCUGGCCAACAGAAUCAAUGGACUUCUUCAAGUUUUGGACCCUAAGUUAGUUCCACACAUCCUCACCAAGGAGCAAGGGGAAAUCCUGGAAGAACUCUUCAAACUAGCCCUGUUUUGCACCUGCCCUGAUCCUGAGCUCAGACCUAACAUGAAUGAAGUCCUGUCUUCCCUUCUCAAGCUAAAAGUUAGAAACUAGAAAGUAUCAAGAAUGGAAGGGACAGAGAAAUGCUGAAGGACAUAAUAAAAAUCUACUUUUAUG